CAUUGGGUCGUCGCUCGCAGGUCCGUCGUGUUAGUACCGUCGGUUCUCAGGCGUCGCAUCUUGUCUGGCGUGUCUUGGUCGCCCUCGCCGCCUUCUGCCGCUUUCCCUCGUCCUUGUUGUCACGCCUCUGCCUGCCUGUGACAAUCACACCACUCGCUGACACCCGUGCCUGUCGCUGACUCCGAUUCUGCUUCUGAGGAGCAAGAUGGUCGCCAAGAAGGAGCUGUCGAACGGGGAGAUGAAGAAGGAGAUUGAGCACGAGAUCGAGGAGGCUCACCACUGGAUGGAGUCGGAGCGGUUCAAGUACACCAAAAGGACAUACACCGCUGAAGGUGCGGAGGGCGAGAGGGGAGAGGGGGGGGUGGGAGUGGCGUGUCGGUCGGUGAGGGAGGGGAGUGGCAUGUGUCUCGCUGCGUGCAGAUGUGGUGAGUCUGCGGGGCAUGCACCACCGUGAGUAUGCGGGUGUGCGUCCGGCGCGGAAGCUCUACCGCCUCAUUCGGGAGUGCUUCGACAAGCGCACCUUCACCAACACCUUCGGCGCGGUGAGUGACUCACUCACCGACACACACAGGGAGGGGGGAGGGAGGGAGGGAGCCAGGGUGGGGGUGCAUGGGUGUGUCUCACGUGCGAGAGGGAGGGUGCGCGUUGUGUGUGUGUGUGUGUGUGUGUGCAGCUGGAUCCCCUGCAGGUUGCUCAGAUGGCGCAGUACCUCAAGACCGUCUACGUCUCGGGCUGGCAGUGGUGAGCAUCCCACACACGCUCAUCCAUCCCUUCCUCCCUCACCUCACUCUCCUUGCGUCUCGUGUCGCGUUGUCUGUCUGUCUGUGUGUUCAGUUCGUCGACCGCAUCCACGACGAACGAGCCGGGUCCCGACUUCGCCGACUACCCGAGCAACACGGUGCCCACCAAGGUCGACCAGCUCUUCAAGGCACAGCUUUUCCACGACAGAAAGCAAAAGUGAGUGAAUGAGUGGGUGGGUCAAGCAAGAACCACACACGAACGAGAGAGAGGGGGAUGGCGUGGUGUCCUGAGAGGUGGUUGUGUUGUGUUGUGUUGUGUUGUCUUGGCAGGCAGGAGAGGAUGCGCCUGAGCCGUGAGGAGCGCGAGCUGCACCCCGAGAUCGACUACCUCGCACCUCUCAUCGCAGACGGCGACACCGGAUUCGGCGGCGUCACCUCUACCAUGAAACUGGUGUGUACCCACCCCACCCACACACCUCCCACCUCACACACGCACACACGAAAGACUCACGCCUUGCCUUGCCUUGCCUUGCCUUGCCGCUCUCUCCUCUCUCCCCUGUGUGUGCAGAUCAAGCAGAUGGUUGAGAACGGUGCGGCGGGCGUGCACAUCGAGGACCAGCGUCCCGGCGCCAAGAAGUGCGGCCACAUGGGUGGCAAGGUGCUGGUCAGCACGCAGGAGCACAUCGACCGGCUCACGGCUGCCCGCCUCAUGGCCGACGUCAUGGAGUGCGGCCUGGUCCUCAUCGCACGGACGGACGCCGAGUCGGCUCAGUUCCUCGACAACAACAUCGACGCCCGCGACCACCCCUACAUCCUCGGCUGCACCAACCCAAAGCUGGAGCCUCUGGUACGUGACGGGCUGAUGUGGUCGGGGCGGGGCGGGGCGGGGCGGUGUGUGGGUCAAUGGGGCAUUAAUGUGAGCGAUGUGUGUGAUCUGUGUUGUGUGCUGUUUCUGCGUGUGUUGUAUAGAAUGAGGUGAUGCACAAGGCUGACGAGAAGGGCAUCUCCCAGGCCGAGAAGCAGAAGCUCAAUCAGCACUGGUGAGUGAGCAGGGCAGCAGGACACGCGCGAAGACACACAGAUGGGUGCGUAUCUAACUGUCCAUGUGUGUGUGUGUGUGUGCGUGCCUUAGGCUGGAGUCAGCGAAUUUGAUGCGUUUCCCCGCCUGUGUGGUGAAGGCACUUAAGGAAGCCCACUUCGACAACGAGGGUGAGCCACACACCCACACCCACCCAGUCGUCCGCCCAUCCACAGACAUGAUCGCCUUGCGCUCUCCUUCUUGCGUGGGUGAUGUGCAUCAGAGGAUCGCGAUGCGGCGUUGACCACGUGGCGGCAGCAGGCCUACAGCCUGUCGCACCGUGAUGCCAAGAAGCUCGCCCUCUCACUCGGCCUCACCGAGGAGCAGAUCUACUUCGACUGGGACGGUACACACAUCAUGCACUCACCAUGCACUGCCAAAUACCUCCCUCCCUCCCUCCCUCCCUCCCUCGCUGCUGUGUGCAGCCCCCCGUUCUCGCGAGGGUUUCUAUCGCAUCAAGGGCGGCAAUGACAUGGCAGUGGCGCGCGGCUUGGCGUUUUCUCCCUACAGCGACAUGCUGUGGUUCGAGACCAAGACGCCCAACCUGACGCAGUGCAAGUACUUCGCCGACGGUAUUCACGGGACCUACCCCCACCAGCUGCUCUGCUACAACUGCUCACCCUCUUUCAACUGGUGAGUGAGCAUGGUCAGGAAUCAGGCACACACACACACACAGAUAGAUGGAUGGAUGGAUGGACACACAGAGGAUAGCGUGUACGUGUUGUGUUGGUGUGUCGGCUUGGCUUGCUGUUGGUCAGGUCUACUGCUGGCAUGAGUGACGAGGAGAUCCAGGACUUCCAGACGGAGAUCGGCAAACUCGGAUUCGCCUGGCAGGUGAGGCGCCAUCGCCACCACACCCACACCACACCACGUCACCCUAUAUGGCCAUCCACCGCAUGUGUGUAUGUCAUGUCUUUCAUGUAAUUGUUCAUUCAGUUCAUCACGUUGGCUGGUUUUCACUGCAACGGCAUGUACAUCUCACGCUUCGCCUGCGACUACGCCAAGCGGGGCAUGCUCGCCUACGUCGAGGACAUCCAGCGACCCGAGAAGAUGCAUGCACCUGAGUUGCUCACACACCAGAAAUGGAGCGGAGCGGUGAGUCUGCGAAUACCAACGAGGGAGGGAGGGAGGGAGCGGUCGUGUGCGCAUGAUUGUGUUGUCCUUUGGUGUGUCUCCUCCUUAUCAGGGUCUGAUGGAUGCGAGCAUGAUGAUCGCGUCCGGCGGACACUCCUCCGUCAAAUCGCAGCAGGUGGGCGCCGUCACCACCACCACAUACUUGCCUGCAAGUUGGUCAUCAUGCUGUCUGUCUUGUGUCUGUCGUGUUGCCAUGCCAUGCCAUGCCAACAGGAGGGCUCGACCGAGGUGCAGUUCAAGCCGGCCACUGACGAGCCGAUGGGGCACCUGGGCGGCUCCAAACACACCGACGCCGACGAGCAGGAGAGGCGCAAGAAGAGCUCCGUCGGCGGGUCGUCCUCCCCGGGCCUGCCAGCAUCCCCCGCCACUCACACCUGCGCCUGAACUCACACACACUUAACGCUAAUUCCUCCCCCACCCACCCCCCUGGCUGUGUUCACACUUCACACUCAGCAGCGUGCAUGGCGUGACCUUUUUUAUGUGUCGGUCGACCGGCUGUGAUUUCGUGUGGCUUGGCUUGGCUUGGCUUGGCUUGGCGUGAUGUGGUGUGUUGUGUUGUGUUGUGUUAUGUGAUGGGCUUGCGUGUGGUGCGCGCAAGAGGGAGCCAGCGAAUGGAUAUCUCUGUUGAUGAUGGUGUGGAUGGAUGGAUGGAUGGUAUUUCUUACUAUCCAAUGCGGUCAGUGUUGCGGCAACAAUACAAUGAGAGAGCGUGGGUGUGUGUCGCGCUUGAUCGCCAGACUGGACGAAAGAGAGGAGGGACAUGCCCGUGCCGUUUGGUGGGCGCGCGGCGUGCUUAGUGGGAGGAGAUGGAGGUGGAGGUGGACAUACACACCGAUCGAUAUGGUAUGGCUGCUGGAUUGACUGCGGCUGGCUUUUUCUGCUGGGUGUCGUGUGUGCUGUAUGAUAGCUAUGUACCAUGGAAUGCGUUAUGCGUUAUCACACACUGACGACUGACGAGUGGAUGGAUGGAUGGAUUGAAGCAAGGGGAGGGGACAACUGGCUGCGUGUCUGCAUCACAUCAGGGGAUUUACUGAUUGCUUUGCUAACUCACCCACCCCCCGCCUCACAAGUGCGUACAUACCUACGUACACACAUGGACGAGGCUGCCUGCGUGACUGACUGCCUAUCUUCCUUGCAUGCCAUGCCCGAUUGAUUUGUUGUAUCAUCUGCCUUCGCCGCUGACUGACUGAUGGC
This is a messenger RNA of Vitrella brassicaformis, 4146 nucleotides long. The record is from the annotation of a GenBank genome assembly. Lineage: Eukaryota; Vitrellaceae.